AUGCAUGAUCCCGAUCCCCUGUGGGAUUUUGGUCCGAUCUACCAAACCCUUCACAACUUGAAGCUGCCUGCGUCUAGUACGCCUGCGCAGUAUGAAGACAGAGAAGCAGACGAUAGUCCAGAAGGUGGCGUUUCGUUGGGCAAUUUCAACGAGAUAUGGGACAUCUUAGGUCACCCUCGACAAGCUGACAAUGUCUACGUUCCCGACCUCUGCGAAUUCGAACCUUGCCUACCCGAAGUCCCAGCUCGCCAGACCCUCGACGACGUCGCUGACACUCGUGCCAUCCGCUGGCGUGACGAGAUCGAUGGAGCCUAUCUGGAAGAUAGCAUCGAGCCACCACAGCUGACAGCCGCGGCUCUACGAACAGCGAAACGGGCAGCCAGACGUGCAAGAGCUCGCGAGAGGAUUGAGCAGUCGGGUGCUUCCAGGGACGCGGACACAGACACUGCCACCGACUAUGAAUCUGCUGGCGAAGAGCUCGAAGCGUUGAGAAGAUCACCAGACCGACAGGCAGUCAUUGAUCGAAUUCUGGGGCGGUCCAGACCUGGUCUCUACGACUCUCCUCCAACAUCACCAUCGCCGCCAAAGCAGAAGGCUUCGUUACGAGACAUUCCAAUUUCCAAUCCACAUUUGUGGACACCACCGCCUUCAACCAGAAGCCACCGUCCUGUUAUUUCAACCCAGGACGGCUUCACCCCCGAGCAGCGAAAGCAGAGUCUGAUUAAGCUGCUUCGGAAGAGGUAUGGCGGCCAAGAGACCUAUUUGAAGAGUCCAGGGCUGCUUCUGCCUCAAUUUACCACGCUGAAUACUUCCACCAUUGGUAUUCAUGUUUUCAUCGAUAUGUCCAACAUAUCUAUUGGCUUUCACGAUCAUCUCAAGAUCGCCCGCGGGAUGUCCCGCGACGUUUUUACGCGACGAGUGCCUAUGGACUUUCAUAACUUCUCCCUUGUGCUCGAGCGCGGCCGACCCGCCGCCAAGAGAGUUCUCGCUGGGUCUGAAAAGCCGGCAGUGGUUUUGGAAGCAGAGACACUGGGCUACGAGACCAACAUACUGGAGCGCGUGCUCAAAGUCAAGGAAUUGACGCCACGUCAGAAGAAAUACGCCUCUCGCUCUGGCGGAGAGACCAGUGGGUCUGAAAAGGACACUGGGUAUCUUAACAAGGCUGCGGCGAAGAGGGUCGAGCAAGGUGUAGACGAAAUUCUGCACCUCAAGAUCCUUGAGAGUCUCAUCGAUUCCAGCAAGCCGAGCACGAUCGUGCUGGCUACUGGCGAUGCAGCUGAGGCAGAGUAUAGCGGCGGCUUCUUGAAGAUGGUAGAGAGGGCGAUGUCCAAGGGCUGGAUGGUCGAGCUCGUCAGCUUCAAGCUUAACACCAGCUCAAUGUACUUGCGCAGCGAGUUCAGGGCGAAAUGGGGUGCCUUGUUCAAGGUUAUCCAUCUGGAUGAAUUUGCAGAGUAUCUCAUCAAAGAAGAUUAG
This is a messenger RNA of Cyphellophora attinorum, 1473 nucleotides long. RefSeq lists its product as uncharacterized. NCBI's taxonomy places the organism in Eukaryota, Fungi, Ascomycota, Eurotiomycetes, Chaetothyriales, Cyphellophoraceae. The transcript has a single exon. Gene Ontology annotation, cellular component: nucleus. Gene Ontology annotation, biological process: protein import into nucleus. Gene Ontology annotation, molecular function: small GTPase binding; guanyl-nucleotide exchange factor activity. The record is from RefSeq and is a predicted model, not a curated record. The coding region runs from base 1 to 1473 and encodes 490 amino acids.